Molecule: messenger RNA, 913 nt
Organism: Pyrenophora tritici-repentis Pt-1C-BFP
Lineage: Eukaryota; Fungi; Ascomycota; Dothideomycetes; Pleosporales; Pleosporaceae
Source: RefSeq, a predicted model, not a curated record
GUCUCGCUCAUCCCGUCCCACUCAUCCAUGCACCGAAAUUCACUAUGAGCUUCAAGGCAAAAGACCUCCACUUCGAUAGCUCGCAGCCAGCGUUCUUGCAGCGGCUGCGUGGGCAACUGACGACUGGGGACACGGCCCGUCAUGAACAACCCAUUGCCAGAAAUAAGCGGAUGAAGAAAGAUGACGAUGAGGACGACGCACCGGCAUAUGUCAUGGAAGAGACGAACCAAUCACUGACCAAGGAGGAGUAUGAGGCCUUUGUGUCAGGCAAGGACAGUGAAGAUGGCGCCGGUACACAACUGGACAAGGAGUCGCAAGCAACUGCGACGAAACCAAAGGAAAAGAUAGCUGAAGUGGGCGGUAACAUCAAAAAGCGCAAAGCUGCAAAGAUCAUUAGUGACGACCAAGACGGGAGCAAAGAAGGAGAAAAGAAGAACAGUGACAAGUCAAACACAAAAGCUGUCAAGAAACCGAAAAAGAAAGCUAAAGCUGUCAAACUCACUUUUGGCGAUGAAGAUGAGGGCUGAAGACUCUGGUCUGUUACACAACCACUACUUGACCUAAGGCGAUGCAAGGAUACACGAAACCAUGGUUGCUCUGCUCGGCCGAUAUGCAAGCUUGCUCAAUAUGGCAAGGAUGUUGAUAUUGCAUAGGUACCGGUAUACGGAUGCUUCAUACAGCAAGAUCCGGCACGGGAUCACCGGAUGCUACAGCCUGAUGCCCGGGGAAGAACGCCAGAGGGGCAAAUGGUAUCAUAGUGGGCGGAUAGGCCAAUGUCUGCGUUUGUCAACAACCACGGCCUCACAUUGCAGACCGCUGUUGAUUGUUUGUUAGUGCCAUGGAAGUCAUAGUCGCGAAUUGGUCCCAUGUGAGACCCCAAACUUGACAAAUUUAAUUCCCCCAAAAAUAAAAA